AUGAUACUCAAAAUAACCUUCGAGGUGGACCUCAGUGAGCUUAACUCGCAAGGCACAGCACCACUUUCCGCAACUUGUCACAAAUCCCAAUCUGCUCAACCAAACACAUCCCCAAGUGGAGAGUCGCCUCUCAUCCCCCAAAGCACGGAUGACGCUGAGUAUUUAGCUCAAAGUGUCGUUGAGCACGACGGUACCGACCAAGAAAGGGGGAUCGACGAAAUAAACAACGCCAAGAAAGAAAUUCAUCCUGGGCAAGCAAUCUUGGAUUCCGAGGGGUUUUGGCGUCAGUUAGGUGGAAGUCAAAUGCAAGAAAGCGUAUCUGGUGCAUCGGACUCGCCUUUCAUCGAGACCAAAGUCGACCCUAGAUUCCCAUUUCCUGGAAUCCAUCAUACUCAAACCAAUCAAUAUAAUAAGCGCCAACCGAUUCAAAACAAAGAAGCGGAAGGAUCUAACAAGCGUCGACACCACUGA
Molecule: messenger RNA, 471 nt
Organism: Melampsora larici-populina 98AG31
Lineage: Eukaryota; Fungi; Basidiomycota; Pucciniomycetes; Pucciniales; Melampsoraceae
Exons: 3
Coding region: 1-471 (156 amino acids)
Source: RefSeq, a predicted model, not a curated record